Messenger RNA from Tupaia belangeri chinensis (Chinese tree shrew), 426 nucleotides. It is a transcript of the gene NPB, whose product is annotated as neuropeptide B. The annotation marks the transcript as partial. The transcript is spliced from 2 exons. Gene Ontology annotation, biological process: G protein-coupled receptor signaling pathway; feeding behavior. Gene Ontology annotation, molecular function: G protein-coupled receptor binding. The record is from RefSeq and is a predicted model, not a curated record. NCBI's taxonomy places the organism in Eukaryota, Metazoa, Chordata, Mammalia, Scandentia, Tupaiidae.
CCCGCCACGCAGGUGGCUGCCGCCCUGGCGCUGUGCCUGCUGCUGGUGCCGCCCAGCUCCGCGUGGUACAAGCCGGCGGCAGGGCCCAGCUACUACUCGGUCGGCCGCGCCGCAGGGCUGCUGUCCGGUUUCCGCCGGUCCGCGUACGCGCGGCGCCCGGAACUGCCCAUCGGGGCGGGACCCCGGGACCCCGAAGGCGCCUUCCCGGAGCUGCGGAGCCUCGCCCUGUGCGUCAAGGAGGUCACCCCGAACCUGCAGAGCUGCGAGCGGCUCCCCGACGGCCGCGGGACUCUCCAGUGCAAGGCGGACGUCUUCCUGUCGCUGCGCGCGGCGGACUGCAGCAGUACCUGAGCCCACCCCCGCCACUCCCAAGACCGGUCCCCAGUCCCUCCGUCUGUCCUCGCAGUAAAUGGCUAAAUGAAUCUA